This is a messenger RNA of Boeremia exigua, 1683 nucleotides long. Its product is annotated as short-chain specific acyl-CoA dehydrogenase mitochondrial precursor. The record is from RefSeq and is a predicted model, not a curated record. The transcript has 2 exons. The coding region runs from base 144 to 1475 and encodes 443 amino acids. Gene Ontology annotation, molecular function: oxidoreductase activity, acting on the CH-CH group of donors; flavin adenine dinucleotide binding. Lineage: Eukaryota; Fungi; Ascomycota; Dothideomycetes; Pleosporales; Didymellaceae.
GUGCGAUUCGUCGAUCCCGGCAAACCUCGGUCCAAAAGCUUACCCCAGAUUCGACUCUCCACCCCCACAGCCGACUACUUUAUAGCCGCGCGACACCUUCACAAUGCAGGCCUUCACCGAGCUUCACUACAGUUACUCUCGCCAUGUCUUCUACAGCUUACGUCCCGUUCUCUGAACCGGGCUACAUCACCGGCCUGCCCUCCCCAUACUACCAGGAAACGCAUCUGCGAUGGCAGAAAGCGUGCCGCGAGUUCGUCGACAAGCAUCUGAUUGAGAAGGGCCUCGAAUGGGACACAGAGGAGACAGUGCCGCCGCACGUCUUCGAGACGUUUGCGAAGGCGAACAUGCUGCUCCCAACGCUGCCCGCGCCGCUGCCUGUCGAGUGGCUCAAGAAGCUGGGUAUUACCGACAUCCUCGGUGCCGUCAAGGUCGACGAAUGGGACUACAUCCACACCAUGAUCUACGCGGACGAGAUGGCGCGCACCGGCCUCGCAGGCCCCAGCGGCAGCCUCACAACCGGCAUGGCCUUCGGCGUACCCCCAAUCAUCAAAUACGGCUCCCAGCAGCUGCAAGAGCGCUUCCUCCCCGACCUCCUGACCGGCCGCAAGCGCACCUGCAUCGCCAUCACCGAGCCCGAGGCCGGCUCCGACGUCGCCAACAUCACGACCACGGCCGUCAAGACCCCCGACGGGAAACACUACAUCGUCAACGGCUCCAAGAAAUGGAUUACCAACGGCAUCUGGUCCGAGUACAGCUCCAUGGCAGUGCGCACGGGCGGCCCCGGCCCGGCCGGCCUGUCGAUGCUCGUGGUCCCGCUGAAGGGCAAUCCGGGCGUCAACAUGCGGCGGCUCAAGGUCGGCGGGCAGGUCAGCGCGGGGACCACGUUCAUCGAGCUCGACGACGUCAAGGUGCCGGUCGAGAACCUGAUUGGCGAGGAGGGCAUGGGCAUGAAGUACAUCAUGACCAACUUCAACCACGAGCGCCUCACGAUCGCGAUUGGGGCGACACGACAGGCACGUGUUGCGCUGGGCGCGGCCAUGGAGUACGUGCUCAAGCGCGAGGCGUUCGGCAAGCCGCUCGUGGACCAGCCUGUUGUGCGCCACCGGCUGGCGAAGGCGGGUGCCCUGCUCGAGAGCCAGUGGGCGUGGGUCGAGCAGUUCGUGUACCAGAUGACGAAGCUGCCGAAGGCGACGGCGGACAUUGAGCUCGGCGGCUUGACGGCCAUGGUCAAGGCACAGUCGGGUAUUGUGCUGAACGAGUGUGCGCAAACGGCACAGUUGCUCUUCGGCGGGAACGGGUACACAAAGAGCGGGCAGGGCGAGCUCAUUGAGCGCAUCUACCGCGAGGUACCUGGUAUUCGGAUUCCCGGUGGGAGUGAGGACGUCAUGCUCGACCUAGGUGUGAGACAGCUUGUUAAGAACUUCAAGAGCAAGACGAAGGCUAUGGAGAGACCUAAGGGCUCGUCGAAGUUGUAGGUUGGAAGCACUUGAUCAUAUGAUCAAGACGUGAUUCGUUCAUCUAUUUGUGCCUGAAGCUUCUUCACCGUUGAUCGUGUGUGGUAUCCCGUGUCCCUCUCGAUAUCCUUCAACACGUUCCAUACCCGCGCCUUCUGUGAUAUGGUUUUAAUGUGCUUAGCAGCUGCCCGAGGUCAGCGGAAUCAAGAACAUGGAGCUGAUAUACCAU